Molecule: messenger RNA, 1371 nt
Organism: Penicillium brevicompactum
Lineage: Eukaryota; Fungi; Ascomycota; Eurotiomycetes; Eurotiales; Aspergillaceae
Product: F-box protein
Exons: 1
Coding region: 1-1371 (456 amino acids)
Source: RefSeq, a predicted model, not a curated record
AUGAACCGGCUUCCUGUCGAGUUACUCCUCCAGAUCGGAAAGCAUAUCGAGGCCGAUACUCGCCCGAAGAAGACUUUGUUCGCAUUGAUUCGCACCUGUCGUCGUUUUCAUGACCUCUUCUUCCCCAUCCUCUACCACACGAUUAUCUUGUUCCCAGUCAACCUGGCCCUUGUCCGAUUGAUUAUGCGCCUGUGGCAGCACCCAGAGCUUGCCCUCCUAGUUCGUCGAGUUCAAUUGGCCCGCGAUGAGCUGUCCGACACCGAGCCUCUCGAGAUCACCGAGAUCACCGAGCCUCAGAAUAUGACCGAGCCUCUGGAUAUUCCCAUGCCCACUGAUGUUGCGGCUUUCUUCCACGAGGCACUAGAUACCAUAAUGACACCCGAUGAAAAGCAAACCCCCAAUGGCCAGUGGCUUCGAGGUGUGACAGGUAUUUCUGCCGAAACAUGGACGUGGUUGCUCCUCAUCUGCGCCCACAAUAUCGAAACAGUCCAGCUUGAUUACAAAAUGGCUUGGGCGUUCUCAUGGAUCAUCGCCAGGGCCGUCUCAAACCUCGUCCCAAUCGAUCAACGUCCUGCUUUUCGGCGUUUGAAGAACAUUGAGCCGGUGUCUUCCUGGGAGUCCCCAUGGAUGAAGUCUGGUUUUCUUGAUUUCGUCUUCCACUUGCCAGCUGUGGAGACCAUCAUCGGCAAUGGCAUAUACGAGCAAUCAAUUCCCGACAACCUCCCGCUGCCGAACGUUCCAUCCAAUGUUCGAGUCAUUCAUAUUGGUCAUGUCGCCUGGUGUGGGGGUCUCCUUGAUUGGCUCGCCAAGUGCGACAAACUUGAACAUCUGUACCUGGGUUUUGACGUGGCCCCGAAUUCAAGAGGAUCCGGUUACGAAGUAUCUGCGUUUGAGGCGGCUUCGUUGCGCCACCACCUUCUUCCCUCGGCCGCAACCCUCAAAUCCAUCGGCGUGUUCUUUUCUGCGGCGUACCGAGAGUUCGUGCUCGAUGCUAAUCUCAUAGACGAUGAGAAUAGCGUGAUGAACCUCCCAUUCGGAUCCCUAAAGCAGUUCCCCGUCUUAGAAACGGUCACUAUGCGUCACUGCCAUUUGCUAGGCCGGAUGGAUCCUGUGUUUGGUUCGAAUCAGAAACGCUUUGCGGAGAUUCUCCCUGAAUCUCUCGAAGCGCUAUUCAUCACAGACCUAUGGAUUGGCUGUGAGAAUGGGCUGUUUCGCGCACUCCUUGUCUUUGUGCGCUCGGGGGUCUGCCCCAAUUUGAGAACGCUUAAGGUCGGCCUGGAUACCGAGCGAAAGGGAGGCACAGAGGCGGCCGUGGACAGCCUCGCCCUCAAGUGUCAAUCCCAGGGGAUCGAAUUUGAUGUUUGGGCUUGA